Molecule: messenger RNA, 1306 nt
Organism: Nelumbo nucifera (sacred lotus)
Lineage: Eukaryota; Viridiplantae; Streptophyta; Magnoliopsida; Proteales; Nelumbonaceae
Product: MYB-like transcription factor 4
Source: RefSeq, a predicted model, not a curated record
AAGUUAGGGAUUACACGUUGUCUUGCUUUACUUAAAUACAAUAUUAGUUUACACACCUACCUGAAGGUUACUGAUAGUUGUAUCAUUUAACUAAUUUCAUUAUGAUGUUUAUAUAUCAUCUGGACAGAGUCCCCAAGCAUUCCCCCCUAACCUCUCACCAACUCAAGUUUAGAAGCAAUUAAUCUCUCUCUCUCUCUCUCUCUCUCUCAAAGCCUAAGCCUAUAAAUCAAUCCCCCGUCUCAAGUUCUCACAAGGGUCGAGUUGGGUGCACCAAAUCACCACCACUUACAGCAGCAACAGCAACGACAAGAAGCAGUAGUAGAAGAAGUAGUAAGACUGAAUGGGGAGGUCUCCUUGCUGUGAGAAAGCUCAUACUAACAAAGGAGCAUGGACCAAAGAAGAAGAUGAUCGGCUUAUUGCACACAUCCGGGCAUAUGGCGAGGGGUGCUGGCGAUCCCUCCCCAAGGCCGCCGGCCUUCUCCGUUGUGGCAAGAGCUGUAGGCUUCGAUGGAUCAACUACUUACGUCCGGACCUCAAGCGCGGCAACUUCACAGAAGAAGAAGACGAGCUCAUCAUCAAACUACACAGUCUUCUGGGUAACAAGUGGUCUCUUAUAGCCGGAAGGUUACCGGGAAGAACAGAUAACGAGAUAAAGAAUUAUUGGAAUACCCAUAUAAGGAGGAAAUUGCUGAGCCGAGGGAUUGAUCCGGCCACCCAUCGACCUCUUAACGAAUCGGCUUCCGAUGCCAGAACUAUAUCUUUUACCGCCGCUGCUAAAGAAGAAACGAAGAUCAUCAGUAUUGGAAGACUCGAGUGUAACCAAGAGAAAAGGCAGAGAGUGGAGCGGUGUCCCGACCUGAAUCUCGAGCUUCAGAUUAGCCUUCCUUAUCAACAACAUACUCCCGAGACGCCAUUGAAGAGUGGAGGGGGAAGAACUCUUUGUUUCCCUUGCAGCUUGGGCUUGCAGAAUAGUAAGGACUGCAUCUGCAGUAAUUCCAGCACUAAUAGUGAUUUCUUAGGCUUAAAAACUGGUCUUUUGGAUUAUAGAAGCCUGGAAAUGAAAUAAAAAGCUCUACUUGUAACAUCUAACUAAAUUAGAGUGGAGAAAAGAAAGAAAGAGAUUAUUAUGUGGGAAUCUCUCUAUCUAGCUUUCUCUUUAGUCUAAUUUGUAUAAUUACUACCACAUAUUACAAGUAGAUAUGAUUUAUGAAUUGAACUAUUUGUUGGAAAUCAAAAAAAAAAAAGAAUGGUUGUUCAUUCGGAAGAUUUGGUAGCUAGAAUAUCUAUCCUUGAUAAUGGUUAAUUA